Messenger RNA from Notechis scutatus (mainland tiger snake), 1626 nucleotides. The record is from RefSeq and is a predicted model, not a curated record. Lineage: Eukaryota; Metazoa; Chordata; Lepidosauria; Squamata; Elapidae.
CAGAGCUGAUAUUGCGUUGAUUGGCCUGGCAGUCAUGGGUCAGAAUCUCAUCCUCAAUAUGAAUGAUCAUGGUUUUGUGGUCUGUGCUUUUAACCGGACAGUCUCCAAGGUGGACGAUUUCCUUGCGAACGAGGCCAAAGGCACCAAAGUGAUUGGAGCUCACUCCUUAGAGGAAAUGGUCUCCAAACUGAAGAAACCCCGUCGUGUCAUGCUGCUGGUCAAGGCCGGAAGCGCCGUGGAUGACUUCAUCAACAAGCUGGUGCCGCUGCUUUCUCGCGGGGAUAUCAUCAUCGAUGGAGGAAAUUCAGAAUACAGAGAUACCACGAGACGCUGCAAGGAACUCAAGGAAAAAGGCAUCCUGUUUGUGGGGAGUGGCGUAAGUGGGGGUGAAGAAGGAGCCCGAUACGGACCCUCUCUUAUGCCAGGGGGAGCGAAAGAAGCCUGGCCUCACAUCAAGACAAUAUUUCAGAGCAUCGCAGCCAAAGUUGGGACUGGGGAACCCUGUUGUGACUGGGUGGGAGAUGAAGGGGCUGGACAUUUCGUGAAGAUGGUACACAACGGGAUUGAAUACGGGGACAUGCAGCUGAUCUGCGAGGCUUACCACCUCAUGAAAGACGUGCUGGCCAUGGACCACGACGAGAUGUCCAAGGUGUUCCAGGAGUGGAAUAAGACCGAGCUGGAUUCCUUCCUGAUCGAAAUCACGGCUGACAUCUUGAAAUUCCGCGACACCGAUGGCAAACACUUGCUUCCUAAAAUCAGGGACAGCGCCGGGCAGAAAGGGACGGGAAAGUGGACAGCGAUUUCCGCUUUGGAAUACGGCAUGCCCGUUACUCUGAUAGGAGAGGCUGUUUUUGCCCGGUGUUUGUCUUCACUCAAGGACGAAAGGGUGCAAGCCAACAAACUUUUGAGUGGUCCCAAAACACAAGCAUUUAGUGGGAAUAAAGCAGCAUUUCUGGAAGACAUUCGUAAAGCCCUCUAUGCUUCCAAGAUCAUUUCCUACGCCCAGGGCUUCAUGUUACUGAGGCAAGCCGCCAAGGAGUUUGGCUGGACCUUAAAUUAUGGCGCGAUUGCAUUGAUGUGGCGUGGAGGCUGCAUAAUCAGAAGUGUUUUCUUGGGCAAAAUCAAAGAAGCUUUUGAUCGAACACCUGACCUGCAAAAUUUACUCCUAGAUGUCUUUUUUAAGACAGCAGUGGAAAACUCUCAGGAUUCAUGGCGACGUACAGUUAGCACUGGGGUCCAGAUGGGAAUCCCAAUGCCUUGUUUCACCACAGCAUUAGCGUUUUACGAUGGGUAUAGACAUGGCACUUUGCCCGCUAACCUGAUCCAAGCUCAGCGGGAUUAUUUCGGGGCCCACACCUACGAAUUGUUGUCAAAACCGGGCGAAUUCAUCCACACCAACUGGACAGGGCACGGGGGCAACGUCUCGUCUUCGUCCUAUAACGCCUAGAGGGCAGAAAACCCCAUGAAAGCUACAUAGAGGGAGUCUCCAAACCUUGGGGCAUUCCUGUAGAUGUCCAGUUUUUAGCUUUUAUUUUCUAUUUUCUUUUUGUAAAGACAGUCUUAUGGUGUCUUAGGCAAAAGCCAGAAUAAAGUUGAUGGAAUAAAAUGGUAUUCUGCUGAAAUAAA